AUGGCUCUCUUCGGCUCCAGCUCCAGCUCCAACGCCCAGGCCUCCUCCCCGGCCGAGGUCAAGAAUGCCAUCAUCCGUCAGCUGCAGCAAGAGGCCGCCAUGGCCAACGCCCGGAACCUGAUCGGAAAAGUCAACGAGCACUGCUUCGACGCCUGCGUGCCCGCACCCGGCUCCUCCAUGUCCUCUAAAGAGGAAACCUGUCUGUCCCAGUGCAUGGAGAAGUACAUCUCGUUCUGGAAUGCCGCGAGCCGCACGUACAUUGCGCGCAUCGCUAAGGAGUCCAAGAAGGCCGGCGCCCAGGACACUGUUGCCAUGAACUCGCUGGCGACGGGGUCGUCUGAUGCCGGUAGCUUGUAA
Aspergillus terreus NIH2624 is the source of this 357-nucleotide messenger RNA. RefSeq names its product protein translocase subunit TIM13 (gene tim13). Bases 1 to 357 code for a protein of 118 amino acids. The record is from RefSeq and is a predicted model, not a curated record. The transcript is spliced from 2 exons. NCBI's taxonomy places the organism in Eukaryota, Fungi, Ascomycota, Eurotiomycetes, Eurotiales, Aspergillaceae.